AUGGCACUUAUCAAUCAAGAGCAAGCAGCAGAACAUUACGCGGCAGCCGAGACUCAUAUGGCGGGUUUGAAGAAGAUAGUGGACCUUCGUGGUGGGCUGGAGAAUAUCGAAGAUGGAAUUGUUGCUGUCAAGAUUUGCCGGACUGAUAUCCUCUUCGCCAUGCAACAAGGUGGACACCCACUGUUUUAUCGAGACCAUAUGGUUCAUAUAAAAAGGAUCUUGUCGUCUCGGGGCUUCACCUUGGAGAGUAGCUCGGAUGCAUACUCCCUCCGCCAUAGCCGACUUGACUCAGCCCUCCAAGAAGCAUCAUUCGACGCCAUGGGAUUGUGCAGACUCUUCAACAAGCACAUGGAUGAGAAGCCUCUAAAUCUACUUGAAUUUCAAGAAGUUUUGAUAUCCAUCUGCUAUCGACUGCUCCGAUUUUGUACGAUUGGUGAAUCCAGGCUCAAGCACGAUAUUCAGUCUGCCUACCAUAUCGGAUUAUCCCUAUUUAUGAUCUCGAUCUACUUUCAUAACAAGCAGGAUCGCAUGACGAGACCAGGACUUAUCACAGCUCUUGUGAAGGAAGUCACUGAAUCUAUCUUGGAUGAUAGCGAAGAUGAAUUCACAUUCUGGCUUCUCAUCUUGGGAGGAAUCUCAGUUCCAAGAAACGAUGGUCGGGAGUGGAUGGUCGAGAAACUCCGAGACCUAGCUUCAAUGCUUGGCGUUAUGAACUGGGAACAAGCGAAGGAUUGUUUGGCCAUGUUUCCGUGGAUGAAUGCUAUCCAUGACGAACCAAGCCGGAAGUUAUGGGACCUAGUCUGCUUGGUAGACGGAUAAUCACUUCAUGGAGAUAAAGCUAAAAUGAAAGAAACCCGUUAACUCCG
Messenger RNA from Fusarium oxysporum Fo47, 866 nucleotides. RefSeq lists its product as uncharacterized. The coding region runs from base 1 to 819 and encodes 272 amino acids. NCBI's taxonomy places the organism in Eukaryota, Fungi, Ascomycota, Sordariomycetes, Hypocreales, Nectriaceae. The record is from RefSeq and is a predicted model, not a curated record. The transcript is spliced from 2 exons.